This is a messenger RNA of Eleginops maclovinus (Patagonian blennie), 2044 nucleotides long. It is a transcript of the gene zpcx, whose product is annotated as zona pellucida protein C. Bases 40 to 1986 code for a protein of 648 amino acids. Lineage: Eukaryota; Metazoa; Chordata; Actinopteri; Perciformes; Eleginopidae. The transcript has 9 exons. The record is from RefSeq and is a predicted model, not a curated record.
GGAGGCUUAUCAGAGUUGUUAUCCCACUGCAGGUUUGCAAUGGGGAGUAUACAGAUAUUUCUCUGUGUUUCUCUUGCACAUUUAAUUGCUGCUCAACUAGUAAUAAAAAAGCAGGAUGCCACAUUUUUCCAGGAUGUUGAACAACUGGUUGACAACAUCAGGCCUUUUCCAUUUGAAAGCAAUUUUGAUUUCACCCCGUAUGACACCAUCUUCAGCUCGUGGCGGACUCUGCACCCUGACUUUCACAAGCUGGCUGAAUUACCUCCCACCAUGAUAGUUCCAAGAGUUGAGGUAUUUUGCGAUGACUCAAAGCUAACUCUGCUGGUUGAUAAGAGUUCCAAUGGUGUCAUACUGACCAGAGAGGAGCUACAGCUUGGUGGUGGGUGCUAUAGCAACAGACAGCUACCAAACCAAUUUGUCUUUGCCUACAGUUUAGAUGAGUGUGGAACCACACCUGUGAUGCAGAAUGGCUUGGUGAUGUUUAGCAACUCUCUCCACUUGAAUCUCAAAAAACAUCUCCCCACAGGGGGGCAAACUCCCUCCACUGUGCGCAUCUCAUGCAUUCCUAAGAGGUCAUAUACAAACUUAUUUGACUCCACGGCAUUUCCUGAGACUGGCAAAAACUUUAACAUCAAAGCUAUGAAUCCAACUUGGACCGGGAUUGCAGAAACUAAUAUCUACAAGAGAGGGCAGGUUGUCAACCUCCAGGUUUCUGCCAAAGUCAGUUCUGAACAGAAGCAGCUUUUCAUCCCUUCCUGUUUUGUCUCUGCGUCCCCUGAACCUCAGACUAAACCCAGGCAUGCAGUCAUAAUGAAUAAAGGGUGCGCUGCCCCGUUGGGUUCUCCUCAUGCUGUCGUACAAUUUGUGGCCUCUGGCAGAGCAGAUGUGGUUAAUCUUGUUCUGAACACAUCUUAUCUUAUUUCUGAGCUGUACAUCCACUGCAGUGUCCUCAAAUCAGACCAAGGUGUCAACACUGGCUCUAAAUCCUGCAACUAUAACAUGAUGCAGUCAAGAUGGGAGGACCUGAGAGGAAAUGCAGAGGUGUGUGAGUGCUGCAGCUCAAAGUGUAGAGGCCUGUCAGUCAAGCACCUGUCUGAAGAUGCUAAAUCUGUCAUCAGCACCGGCCCUUUGCUUAUUGUGGACAAACAUGUAGAGAUGAGUCCUCAGCCUGCUGUUCCUCAAAUGCAAGAGCCCAACAGUGCUCCGCAUGCACAUUCCAUGCAGUCUGAUGGUGCCGCAAUUGUUUCUGGUGCUUCCUUAUCAAGACUCCCUCAGGGUGUGGUGGUUGUCAGUCAGGACCCAGUUGCCAGGCUGACACUUUGGCUACCUGAACAAGUCCAGGAUCCUGAACAUGACGAGAGUAAUGGUUCUAACCCUGAAGACCAUUUGAAAGUUAAGUUGCACGCAAGAGACACUACAUCAAAAUAUCUUCCUGAGCAGCCACCUUUAACCUCAUAUCGGGAGCCUCUUCUGAAUACACCCACAAACAAGUUCAGAGCUCAUGGUGCAUAUGAACUAAAUGAUGGUCAUAUUCUGAAUCUUCUUACACUAGUUAAUGAAUUGGCAGUUCAUCCACAGAUGGAAAAAGGAGCUUUUGCACAUGAAUCUCAAAUAAAAGAGCAUUUUGGAAGACCUGGAAUGUUUGAAGCUCAACAAGAGAUUGACACCCCUCUUAUAGCGGAGCUGACUUUAAAUAUCCUUAACCCACAUGAUCUUCACCAAAUGAGAGAUGAGCUGGCAGAAGAAGCUGUGAUGCCCAGGGAAGAUGUGACGGAUUCAAUAAUUCACUCAAAAGUUCAGUUUUCCAAAGGCAUGGAUGGAUCCCAAACCUUGAGUUAUGAGGAAGAAGUGAUGAGGGAGCAAGAGGGAAAAGGUGUCAGCAGUAGAUUUUGGAUGGAUGGGAAUAAAAUUAAACAGGAGCCCAAACGGAGAGGUCUGCGCUCGGUUUUCCUGGACUUGCUAAGGAGGAUGGACAAGGCAGAAUAACUGUUUUAAGAAUAAUCUAAAAUGACACUUUAACUGAAUAAAAUCUAUUGAGCAAUGA